AUGCCGAAUGACGGCGACGAUCUAACGGCGCUCAAGCGUCGACGCUCUACGUUGGUAGGAUCGUGCACGCGCAUACGUACUUUCGUGGACGCAGUCGAGUCAAUUACACCGUUUACACUAGCUCAACUCGAGGAGCGCAAAAAUAAAAUAGACGGUUUCUGGGCAGAAUACGACGUCGUGCAAAUUAAGCUGGAGUUAUUGGACAUUGCGGAAGCGGAUCAUCGCAUUUCGUUCGAGGAUUCCUAUUAUACGAUAUCGGCCAAGUUGCGCGAGUUAAUGAAUCCCCCGAUUGUACCACGUUCUCAGUUCGCACCGUCCACCUCGAACGCCUCCAACACAGUGGAACAUUUCAAUCAUAUAAAAUUACCCAAGUUAGAUCUCCCAAAAUUUAUGGGAAAAUACGACGAAUGGUUUCCGUUCUUCGACACAUUUAAUUCUCUCAUUCAUGUAAACGCGGCGUUAAGCAAUAUUCAGAAGUUGCAAUAUUUGAGAGCAUCCGUCAUCGGCGACGCGAGCAAAAUAAUUUGUGCGCUAGAAAUUUCCAAGGCGAAUUACGAGGUAGCGUGGAAUUUAUUAAAACAGCGCUACGACAAUAAGCGAGUCAUUGUUCAAAGUCAUGUCAAGGCCAUAAUGGAUUUGCCAUCCAUGGUCAAGGAAAACAUUGUCGAAUUGCGGCAAAUCGCGGACGGUGCAACUAGACACAUUCACGCCCUUCAGGCUUUAACGCGUCCUACGUCUCACUGGGACGACAUAUUGGUCCACGUUUUGAGCAGCAAACUCGACGCGCUUACGUCACGGGAAUGGCAACUAUCAUUAACGGGCUCCGAGUUGCCCACUUUCAAACAGUUCAUCGAUUUCGUCGCGCAUCGAUGUCAGACUUUGGAAACGAGCUCCAAAUCAAAUGCCCCCUCAAAAAAUGCAAACGCUUUGGCGCAAUCUAACGCGAGGCGCCAUUCGUGUGUUGCAACGCUAAAAACAAAAUGCGGUUUUUGCAAGGGAGAGCACCUCAUAUAUUACUGCCAAGAUUUUCUAGCAUUGCCGGUUUCUCAAAGAAUCUCGGAAAUCCGGAAAAGAAAGCUUUGCACUAACUGCCUGCGAUCUACAGAGCAUGCGUCCAGCAAAUGCUCAUCAGGCGGCUGUAAAAUUUGCAAAUUAAAACAUAAUUCAUUGCUUCAUCUUGCGACCGUCGCGACGGCAAAAUCCGUUACUCCGGGAUCCGAAGAUGAAGCCAGGGAAGGGGUUCCGACGAGUUCUCCGGCAGCGCUUGUUUCACACCGCUUGAACUCCUUCGAUAACAAGCAUGUUAUGUUGUCAACCGCUGUCGUUUAUGCGUACGAUAGUCAAGGUUCACAAAAAUGUUGCCGCGUGUUGUUAGACAGCGGCUCUCAAGCAAAUUUCAUCUCGCAACGAUUCCUGACAGUGCUCGGCCUCAAAGCGCGUUCUCUCGAUAUUUCGAUUUCGGGAAUCAAUAAAACAGCGACGAGAUCAUUUGGGGCAGCAGAGGUCAAACUGCAAUCGCGAACAAAUCCCUUCAGCAUUUUGGUGGAUUGUGUCGUCACUGAUCAUGUGACUGACAAAAUUCCAGCAAUCACAUUAAAGCGAAGCGCAUUCGAAUUUCCUCAGAAUCUCAAAUUAGCCGACCCCCAAUUUAAUGUGUCGGCGGAGAUCGAUGUUUUGAUUGGCGCCGAGCAUUUCUGGAACCUGCUCUGUGUGGGACAGGUAAAAUCUUCUCCAAUGCAUCCAACCUUGCACAAGACGCGAUUCGGAUGGAUUUUGGCAGGUCAAUUGAACGCCUCACCGAAUUCAUCACGUAAGGCGCAAUCCUUUCACGCAUUGAUAACAAACACGCAAUUGCAUAAUCAACUAACGCGUUUUUGGCAGGUAGAGGAUGUCUCUGAAAUUUCAAACAAAUAUUCCGAGGAGGAGUCUCUAUGCGAGCAACAUUUUUUGCAAAACGUGUCGCGAGAUAGGCAGGGCAGAUUUAUCGUCAAGCUCCCGUUCAAGGAGCGGGCAUUUGACCGUCUUGGAGAUUCGAGGGACAUCGCUCUGAAGCGAUUUCGUAAUCUAGAAAAACGAUUCCUUCGUGAUCCCAAAUUAAAGAGUCAAUAUUCUCAGUUCAUAAACGAGUAUCUGGCAUUAGGCCACAUGAAGCUAAUUGACGAGCAGUGCGACGAUGGCGCGGAAUCAUUCUAUUUACCCCACCAUUGCGUUUUCAAGCAUACAGCAGGUUCAAGCAAAAUACGGGUAGUCUUCGAGGCCUCGAGUAAAGGCUCGACAGGGGUGUCAUUGAACGACACGCUCAUGGUAGGCCCAACGGUACAGCAGGACUUAUUUUCGAUUCUUCUGCGAUUCCGUACCUUCCGCUUCGUCCUGGCGGCGGAUAUUAUUAAAAUGUACCGCCAAAUCAUGGUGCACCCUUCACAAACGCGCUAUCAACGCAUUCUUUGGCGAGACAAUCCUACUUCCGAAAUUAAAACGUAUGAACUCAUCAUUGUGACAUACGGCACAUCGUCCGCCUCGUAUUUAGCCACGAGAUGCCUCAAAUGGCUAGCUGAACAUUACGCCAACGACUUUCCCAUAGGUUCCAUGUGUGUAGGACGGGACUUUUAUGUGGAUGACGUUCUAACUGGAGCAGAUACAAUUAGCGAGGCAAAAAUGCUGCGAGAGCAAACAAUUCAGUUAUUGCGUUUAGGAGCCUUCGAGCUCAGCAAAUGGGCAUCUAAUUGUCCGGGCCUGUUAGCGGAUACUAACGCCCAAAACGAUAGUGUCUUCACGAUUGACACCGGCAUGGACUCAUCCAUAUUAGGAGUCCAUUGGAAUCAAUUUCAAGAUACCUUCCAUUUCUCAUACAAACCUGACGACAACCAAUCAGCCGUAUCUAAGCGAGUCAUUCUAUCCGAGGUCUCCAGACUCUUCGAUCUACUCGGGUUAUUGGGUCCUAUCAUCGUGCUAGCUAAAUUGAUUUUGCAAGAGCUCUGGCAAUUGGGCAUCCACUGGGACGAAUCUGUCCCGCAGAAUCUUCAUUCGCGCUGGUUGAAAUUCAAUUCACAAUUAUCUAGCAUCAAUCAAAUUUGCAUCCCACGUUGCGUCAAGCUCGACACAAAUCCGCAAUCAAUACAAAUUCACGGGUUUUGUGACGCGAGCGAAAAGGCCUAUGGAGCGGCAAUAUACUUGCGAACCAAGCUAGAAAACGAUGUAUAUCACACCGAAUUGUUAUGCUCUAAAUCUCGUGUCGCGCCCCUGAAGGCCGUUUCCCUACCGCGCCUUGAACUGUUGGCGGCGGUAUUGUUAGCCAGGCUAGUAAAAAAGGUCGAUACAGCAUUCAGCCUCUCUGAUGUACAAACCUUCUUAUGGUCGGACUCCACAAUAGUCCUGAAUUGGAUAGUCUCGCCAUCGCGAAAAUGGUCUACUUUCGUAGCCAACCGAAUCAGCGAGAUUCAAGGGGCUACGAAUCCCAGCAGUUGGCGCCACAUUAGGUCACCGGAAAAUCCUGCUGACAUUCUAUCACGCGGUCUCGACCCGCAAGAGUUAACAAGCUCGUCGUUGUGGUGGCACGGACCCGCAUUUCUCAAACUGGGCGAAGAAUCUUGGCCCAAGUCCGAUUUCGCACGCGCACCAGAAGACAUGCCAGAGCAAAAAAGGUGUACCACGGCUAUUGCCGUCAUCGAGCAUUCAAUCGUCAACGAAUUAUUAAACAAAUUUUCAAACCUUAAUAAGGCAUGUCGCGUACUCGCAUACUGUUUGAGAAUUACGAGGUCAUUCCGCCCAGCCGCACCUACUAUUUUCAUAUCUCAUCACGAGGCGUCAACCGCCCUAGAGGUCAUGUGUAAAUCCGUGAAAGAACAAGUCUUUUCAGAUGAAUACAAGGCCUUAUUAAAAGGUCAAACCAUUAACCCGGCCAGUCGCAUAUUGUCCCUCUCACCCUUCGUGAACAAGGACAAGAUAAUCCGCGUGGGCGGUAGGUUAGGCAAUUCUAAUCUAAGUUCUGAUAUGCGUCACCCUAUUCUAUUGCCACAAAAUCACAUUCUCACUCAAAGAAUUAUAGAACGGGAACACGUGCGUAAUGCACACGCUGGCGCGCAGGCCAAGAUGGCCGCAGUAAGGCAGCGCUUCUGGCCAAUAUCUCUUCGAUCGGUUACGCGAAAAAUAUUAAAAAACUGCGUGACGUGUUUCAAGAUGAAGCCGGUGCCUUCGGAAGCAAUCAUGGGCUCAUUGCCCGCCGGGCGCGUAAAUAUCUCAAACCCAUUCGCGCAUUGUGGCGUCGAUUAUGCCGGCCCCUUUGUGAUUCGAGAAUCUAAGCGACGCAAUGCUGGAAAUCACAAGGCAUAUUUAUCAAUUUUUGUAUGCUUUGCGACAAAGGGAGUGCAUUUGGAGCUCGUUUCCGACCUCACAUCAGAUUCCUUUAUUGCCGCACUCAAGCGUUUUGUGGCACGUAGGGGUAAACCGGUCUGCAUAUAUUCCGAUAACGGAACGACGUUUGUCGGAGCUCAAAGGCAACUUAAAGAAUUUUUCGACCUCUUGUCUCAAGAUCAAACCCAAGCUAACAUCAAUCAUUUCCUGCGUGAUCACGAAACUGCGUGGAAAUUCAUUCCACCUAACGCGCCGCAUUUUGGCGGACUUUGGGAGGCCGCAGUAAAAUCGGCGAAGCACCACUUAUACCGAAUAGCCGGAAAGUCGCCUUUGACCUUCGAAGAGCUUCAAACAAUAUUCUGCGAAAUAGAAGCGAUCUUAAACUCACGUCCUCUAACUCCACUAAGCGACGAUCCCAACGACCUGUCGUAUUUGAGCCCAGGUCAUUUUUUGGUUGGCACGGCCUUGAAUAGUUUUCCUUACACUGAUGUUACUGAUGUAAGCGAGAAUAGACUGGUCCGUUGGCAGCGUGUCGAACAAAUCAGACAGCAUUUUUGGCGCAGGUGGAGCCAAGAAUACUUGCAUACCUUACAGGAGCGCACGAAGUGGAAGAUCAACAAGGGCGAACGAUUAAGGCCUAAACAGAUGGUCCUGCUCAAAUCACAGGGAUUGGCCCCCCUACAAUGGUCAAUCGGUCGAGUGGAGGAGGUUCAUCCCGGACCAGACAACAUCGUUCGAACUGCCACUGUCCGUACAGCGCGGGGUCUGUUUACCAGGCCAUUGUCAAAAAUUGCUAUCCUACCCAUUGAGGAAUAG
Solenopsis invicta (red fire ant) is the source of this 5166-nucleotide messenger RNA. RefSeq lists its product as uncharacterized. NCBI's taxonomy places the organism in Eukaryota, Metazoa, Arthropoda, Insecta, Hymenoptera, Formicidae. The record is from RefSeq and is a predicted model, not a curated record. Gene Ontology annotation, biological process: DNA integration. Bases 1 to 5166 code for a protein of 1721 amino acids. Gene Ontology annotation, molecular function: nucleic acid binding. The transcript has a single exon.